AAAAAAAAUGAAAACCAUUUUUCAAAGAUGCGGGAAAUGAAAAUUAAAUCCCUUUGUUUCCCCCUCCGUUUCGAAUCCACCUCUCCUCGUGCAAACAGAUUUUGACUCCAAUUUUAAAAUAAUCGCCGUUUCAGCUUAGGUACUGUUAUCUGAAUAACAAUGUCUAAUUCAGUGGAUGAGGUAAUGAUUCCACCCAACAAGAUUGCAAGGCGUGAUAAUGACGAGAAUCAUGACAGGAUAAGUGACUUACCUGAUUGCAUUCUACUUCACAUUUUGUCAUUAUUACAUUCCAAACAAGUUGUUCAAACUUGCGUUUUGUCCAAAAGAUGGAAACAUCUAUGGAAACGUAUUCCAACACUUAUAUUGCAUGUAAAGAAAUUUGCCAUAUUCGUGUCUAACAUUUUUGUCUCUUCGUGAUACAUCCGCUGCACUGCAUUCUCUAGAUCUUGACUGUUAUGGCAUUAUGAGUCUUCGCUCCUUCAUAAGAUUUUAACCUAUGUUUCUUCCUUUAACACCCACAUCCACCAUUUAGGAAUCUCUGUCACUGGUGUUAGUUAUCUCAUUAUGAACUGCGUUUCUAAAUGCCAGGCUCUUACGUCUCUUAAGCUUUCAGUUAACGGUAGACAGGGUAGUUAUGAAACAUUAUUUCCAAAAUCUUUGAAUUUACCUUUUUUAACCCACUUGGAUCUAACUGUAAGGUGUUAAAGGAUGCUCAAACUCUCAUCAUCUCAAGCGAGACACUUGUCAAUUUAGUUUUGGAUUAUUCUAUUAUUCAUCUAACUUUGCCAAAAUCUAGCUUUCAACUCCAAAUCUUUGUACAUUUACUUUUCCCAGAAACCUUGAUCAGAAAAUAUGUGGGAGCGGUCUUUCUUCUGUUAAACAAGUAAACAUUGAUGUACCGGAUUAUUCAGCUAAGGAGAACCGUGCUUUGGUUCUAUUAACCUGGCUGCGAGACCUUACCAAUGUAGAAUCAUUGACAACCACUUCAAUUACUCUUCAGGUUCUCUCCUUAGUUCCUGAUUUAUUGGAGGUUAAGCUCCCUUCUUUGUGUAACUUGAAGUCAUUGGAAAUAGAAAUGAUGCCAUUUGAUUAUCGACCAUUACUCCGUAUAAUGGAAAAUGCCAUGUUAAAGAAAGCGGCUGCCAAGUCCUGUAAUGAAGCUGCAAAGUUAAGAAAGACAUUUAAAGCAGGUUUGAGACCACCUCCCAUACCUGAUGGAAUAGUUGACUUCUUGCAACAAAACUCACCGUCGGCGAAAGUUAACAUCACAACAAAGUACACGGGUUAUUUUAAUAUUAAGCAGGUCGAAAAAUCCAUAAAGGGGGCCAAGAUCACUGGCUAUCGUUCACAACAUGCUGCACCUGCCUCCUCCCCUUCUGCACAUGCUAAUGCCACUGAGUUUGCUUCUGCCGCUGUGCCUUCACCUGCCUCUGCUGCUGAGUCUACUUCUGCCGGUGCUCUUGCUCCUGCAUCCUCCCCUGCCCAUGCUGCACCUGCCUCUGCUGUUGAGUCUGCUUCUGCCGAUUCUCUUGGUUCUGCCUCCUACCCUGGCCCUGCUGCACUUGCUUCUGCCGCUACUCCUGCAUCUGCCGCCUUGCCUGCCUCUGCUCCAUCACCCUGUCAUCAUCUCUGUUGCGCUGAAAAGGUGACAACUAAUGUUGACAGUAGUGACUCAAUGUUUUGGCCUGACAUAGUAACUAAAACUUUCAUUGACAUUAUGGUUGAUGAAGUUACAAAAGGAAAUAUGUCAAAUGGCGUGUUUCAUACUAGAACAUGGACUUCGAUGACUAAUAGGUUGAAUUCCAUAACUAAUUGCUCCUAUGAAGAGGAACAACUAAAGGCAAAAAUGCAUUGUCUACGAGCCAUGUUUCAUGAGUUUUAUUCACUUUUGCAAAAUGUUGGAUUUGUGUGGAAUUCAGAAACCAACACUGUUACCGCAAGUGAAGAGGUUUGGAAAAAUUACCUUAAGACACAUGAUAAAGCAUCUCAGUUUCAAAAUAAAGGGUGUGACCAUUAUAGGUUGUUGGAAAUCAUAUUCAACAAAUAUAAUGAAACUGAAGUACUUCAUCAUUCAAUUGCCCAAGACCAACCAAAUACCAAUAAAGAAAAUGAGCAUGAUAAUCAAUAUUUUAACACUAGGAGUGCGAAUUGUGUAUGUGUUGAUAAUGAUAGUUCAGACAAUGGUAUACAAGAAGUGGAGUGCAUCACAUGCAGAGGGAAGCAAAAAAUUCAACUAAAAGAUCGUACAUCCGAGAAAGUGUCUACAUCACGUCAGAUGGGAGAUGCAAUUGCAGCAUGGGCUCAGGCAUGGGGUAAGAUUGUGGAGGCUAGUUCUUCACAUGUAACAACAAAUUGUUCUCUUACUAAGUGUGUAGUUGCUCUUGAAGAGAUAGGAGACAUUUCAGAUGACAUCUACGGGAAAGCCUUGGAGAAGUUUAAGGAUCCAGAUUGGAGGGAAAUGUUUGUCGCCAUGUCUACUGAUAAGAGACGUGGAUGGCUAUUUAGACUUUAAGGAUACAACUUUACUUUUAUAUGUGGUGAUAGUGAUGAGAGGCACUUUUUUUUAUGGUAUUUAUGGCUAUGUUCUUCUUUAAGCUUUUUGGUGAACAAUUGUAUGUUUUUUUUUUUUUUUUU
Molecule: messenger RNA, 2634 nt
Organism: Medicago truncatula (barrel medic)
Lineage: Eukaryota; Viridiplantae; Streptophyta; Magnoliopsida; Fabales; Fabaceae
Product: L10-interacting MYB domain-containing protein
Exons: 6
Coding region: 1076-2512 (478 amino acids)
Source: RefSeq, a predicted model, not a curated record